AUGAGUGAUACUAUCGCCCUCAAGAUAAGAGAAAAGGUUGCCACGGCGGUACAAGUAGAGUUUGACAAACGGUUUCCAAAGGAUAAGGUACCGGAAACACAAGAUGUCGAUGAACGACUGAAGCCGAAGAGUGAGAAGCCUUAUGACCUUAAGAGCUUCACCAUUGCUAACCCACCCAAAUACAAUGGGGAUCCCGACCCAAUUGUGAGCACAAGGUGGGUGAACGAAAUUGAGGGAGCCUUUCGCAUCACAAAGACUCCACGGGAAGACAAGACCUUGUAUGGGUCAAGCAUGCUAUGUGAUAGGGCUAAAUUGUGGUGGGAUGGUGAAAUUGUCAAGAAGGGUGAGGAUGCAACGGUUGGAAUGGAAUGGGCCGAUUUCAAAGUAGCCUUCUUUAAAGAGUUUCGAUCCGAAGCUGAUGUGACUAGGCUUAGGAGCGAGUUUAUGAAUGACUGCAAGGAUGACCGGUUGUUGAAGGAGCAUUUCUAUCGAAAGCUCCGCAAAAGUAUUCGAGAGAAGAUUGCCCUACUUCAAAUUGAAUCUUUCACUCAAUUGGUUGAUGUGGCUAGGUGGCAUGAGGUGGAACAAGGCAUGCCGGAUGAUGAAUCCUCGAAAAGGAAGGUGGAACAAAGCAACUCUCCAAACAAGAAGUUCAUGCCUAGUGGGAGUUCGGGGGUUAGUUCUAAUAAGAGAAACAUUCCCACUUGCAACAAUUGUGGGAAACAUCAUUCCGGAGUUUGUUUAUCUCCAUCCAAGAAGGGAUGCUUCAAUUGUGGCCAACCGGGUCACAUUAGCCGGGAUUGUAAGUUCUCCACUAGCAAGCCUACAGUAUGUUUCAAGUGCUUCAAUGAAGGACACAUGAAGAGUGCUUGCCCAUUAUUGUCGGAAGAAGAAAGGCAAGCCGAAGCAAGAAAAGCAAAUGAAAGAAAGUUGGCAAAGCAAGUAGGAAAUCCUAGGGGAAGAUCAUUUCAAAUUUCCGUGGCUCAAGCUAAGGAGUCUCCCGAUGUUUGUCAGGUACCUUUCUAG
Erigeron canadensis is the source of this 1026-nucleotide messenger RNA. RefSeq lists its product as uncharacterized. The coding region runs from base 1 to 1026 and encodes 341 amino acids. NCBI's taxonomy places the organism in Eukaryota, Viridiplantae, Streptophyta, Magnoliopsida, Asterales, Asteraceae. The record is from RefSeq and is a predicted model, not a curated record. The transcript has 2 exons. Gene Ontology annotation, molecular function: zinc ion binding; nucleic acid binding.